This is a messenger RNA of Prosopis cineraria, 1904 nucleotides long. Its product is annotated as cytochrome P450 84A1-like. The transcript has 2 exons. NCBI's taxonomy places the organism in Eukaryota, Viridiplantae, Streptophyta, Magnoliopsida, Fabales, Fabaceae. Bases 87 to 1613 code for a protein of 508 amino acids. The record is from RefSeq and is a predicted model, not a curated record. Gene Ontology annotation, molecular function: oxidoreductase activity, acting on paired donors, with incorporation or reduction of molecular oxygen; iron ion binding; heme binding. Gene Ontology annotation, biological process: lignin biosynthetic process.
GGAGCGUGUAUAUAAGGCCACGUAUUAGCUGCACUCAAAGAAGCAACACACUCCAAAGUUGCAGUCUGAUCAUUUACACGCUGGCCAUGGAUGUUCAUCUUCAACCUCUCGGCAUGGUCGUGUUGUGCGGAAUCCCACUGUUACUCUUGCUGGGACUGCUCUCUCGAAUCCGUAAAAGACCACCCUACCCUCCGGGGCCAAAAGGCCUUCCCAUCCUGGGCAACAUGAUGAUGAUGGACCAGCUAACGCACAGAGGGUUAGCCAAGCUAGCCAACCACUAUGGCGGCAUACUCCACCUCCGUAUGGGCUUCCUCCACAUGGUAGCCAUCUCCGACGCCGACGCCGCACGCCAGGUGCUUCAGGUGCAUGAUCACAUCUUCUCCAACCGCCCCGCCACCAUAGCCAUCAGCUACCUCACCUACGACCGGGCCGACAUGGCUUUUGCUCACUACGGUCCCUUCUGGAGGCAGAUGCGCAAGAUCUGCGUCGUGAAGCUCUUCGGCCGGAAGCGCGCAGAGUCGUGGCAAUCGGUUCGAGAGGAAGUGGAGACGGUGAUCCGUACGGUGGGGGCGAACACGGGGAAGGAAGUGAAUAUCGGGGAGCUGGUGUUUUCGCUGACAAAAAAUAUAACAUACCGGGCGGCUUUCGGGUCGAGCUCGCAGGAGGGACAGGACGAGUUCAUCGGGAUUCUUCAGGAGUUCUCCAAGUUGUUUGGAGCUUUCAAUAUAGCGGACUUUAUACCCGGUCUCGGGUGGGUUGACCCGCAAGGGCUCAACGCCAGACUGGCCAAGGCUCGUGGCUCGCUGGACAGCUUCAUAGACAAGAUCAUCGAGGAACACAUAGAAAAGAGGAAGCAGCCGGAUGAAGAAGGUGACAUGGUGGAUGAGUUGCUCGCCUUUUACAGUGAGGGCGAGUCUAGAGUCCGCGAAUCCGACGAUCUACAGAACUCCAUCAAACUCACCAAGGAUAACAUCAAAGCCAUCAUAAUGGACGUGAUGUUCGGAGGGACGGAGACGGUGGCGUCGGCGAUCGAGUGGGCCAUGGCGGAGAUAAUGAGAAGCCCGGAAGAUCUGAAGAGGGUCCAACAAGAACUGGCGGAGGUGGUGGGUCUCGAUCGGAGAGUAGAAGAGUCGGACCUGGAGAAGCUGACGUACCUGAAAUGCGCUCUCAAAGAGACGCUUCGCCUCCACCCGCCGAUCCCCUUGCUCCUCCACGAGACGGCGGAAGACGCAGUGGUUUCGGGUUAUUUCAUUCCGAAGAAGUCACGCGUGAUGAUCAAUGCCUGGGCCAUCGGGAGGGACCGCAACGCCUGGCACGAUCCCGACACAUUCAAGCCGGCCCGCUUCCUCGGGGAAGGGGUCCCCGAUUUCAAAGGGAGCAACUUCGAGUUCAUUCCUUUCGGGUCCGGUCGCAGGUCAUGCCCGGGGAUGCAACUCGGGCUCUAUGCCCUGGAACUGUCCGUAGCUCACCUUCUUCACUGUUUCUCGUUGGAAUUGCCGGACGGCAUGAAGCCGAGCGAGAUGGACAUGAGUGACAUCUUCGGACUCACCGCUCCCAGGGCGAGUCGACUCGUUGCGGUGCCCAGAAACCGCUUGGUGUGCCCUCUUUUCUAAGGGGAGGUUGUAUUGUACGUGAGCCCAUGAAACAGGCCUUGAUUUCUGUGUUUUUUUUUUAUCGUUUUCAAGAAAAAAGAAAUUAUAUUUCAAGAUACAUAAAUAUAAAGGCAACUGUUAGAAAAGAAUAUAGAAGGAGGAGCGAAACUGCAAUGAUAUCGACUAGGUGGCAAAAUAGGGAGAAUUUGAUUAUCCUUUCAUGUGGAUAAUCUUUGUAUGAAUUCCUACUGUAAUAAUCUCCCCUGCUUUUGGGUUCAUUUGUAAGUUGCAAAUAAAGUUGGUCGUCAGUCA